Molecule: messenger RNA, 2453 nt
Organism: Saccoglossus kowalevskii
Lineage: Eukaryota; Metazoa; Hemichordata; Enteropneusta; Harrimaniidae
Gene: pax1/9
Product: paired box transcription factor pax1/9
Biological process (GO): regulation of transcription by RNA polymerase II; anatomical structure development
Molecular function (GO): RNA polymerase II cis-regulatory region sequence-specific DNA binding; DNA-binding transcription factor activity, RNA polymerase II-specific
Source: RefSeq, marked provisional
GUCGAGCACAAGAGAAAGGGAGGAAUUGACAUGAGUACGUAGAGACGGUAGUAAUUCUUCACAAGAUACACUCUCAUUGGCGGCUGACUGCGUGUUAUUUGGUCGAGGGCUAACAGUGAGACCAGUGAAGACACUCCCGUUAUUUCGACAACUCGUUCUCAGUCAUCCAAAAACUAAUAAUAUCGACGAGUGCCGCCACUUGUCACACCGAUAUCAAGCAGCGCCAGCGUGUCUUCUCCAAUUCAAGCUCGCGAUCCAAGUAACUGGCCGGCUUUAAGUCCUUUUCGCCGUCUUCUACGCGCGACCAUUACCAAGAAACACAUCAUCGAUGCAUUACGGCAUGGAGCAAACGUUCGGGGAGGUGAACCAGCUCGGCGGCGUGUUCGUCAACGGCCGACCGUUACCAAACGGAAUACGGUUGCGAAUUGUGGAACUGGCCCAACUGGGAAUUCGACCUUGCGACAUCAGUCGACAACUGAGGGUGUCCCACGGGUGCGUCAGCAAGAUCCUAGCUCGCUACAACGAGACCGGUUCGAUACUCCCUGGGGCCAUCGGGGGAAGUAAACCCAGGGUGACCACGCCGACUGUCGUUAAACACAUAAAGGAGUACAAACGGAUGGACCCGGGUAUAUUUGCCUGGGAGAUCCGCGACCGGCUCAUAGCCGACAAUGUCUGUGACAAAUACAACGUCCCUUCUGUCAGCUCAAUCAGUCGCAUACUGAGGAACAAAGUCGGCAACAACACCAUACAGCAUCUGCAGCACAGUGGUUAUGACCCGGUGAAAGACCACCACCGACCGAUGUACAACCCGCUGUACCCGUAUCCCUGUGGACCAGGGCCUGCCAAUACAAAAUCUAUAACCACUAACCAAGCCGCACUCAGGUGGCCGUCCUCACAUUCAGUUCACGACAUCCUAGGAUUUCGACACGCCGGGAUGAUGGGACAGGGGCCAGACCACCAAGGGCCAUUUGCCAUGUAUCCAGAUAGCACCGGCCAUUCGCACGCUGCUAGUAGUCUGGCUGACUAUUCGAGACCACCGCACCAUGCUACAACGGGCUACCCUGGACCAGCAGACCACCAGCGGAGCAGCAUGCAUUGCGAGUCGGUCAAAGCAGAAAAAUCUCACUUGGAAGGCGAUACUGGCAAGAUGUCGAUCUCGCCAACGGACCCCUCUCUUCCAAAUGUGGGUAGCUUCGUGCCGUCAACUUUAACGAUAUCGCCAUAUCAUCACCCGAACCCCACGUACGUCCCUACAUACGGUGCUACUACUGCCAUGUCCAGCUCCCUCGGCCACAGUGUCUGGCAUUCCGGUAACGGCUUCCCUUGUUCAUCGGGGACCAACUUGAACUCAGACGUGCUCAGACCAGCGGCAUUGGCGUACAAACCCGUGGUGACAACGUCGUCGUGUUCAGUCGUGGAAAAUGCGUCACACCAACAUACCAAUUCGAUGGCACUUAUCCAGUCAACGCAAUCCAGUUAAAAUCGAUCAGUUUAAAACAAGAAGCAUUCUUCAAGAGACUAGAUGCGCUGUCUUUCAUUCGACGAACUUCGGACGUUUUUCUUUGCGAGCAGUUAUUCACACGUGAUGCAGAGUUGUCAGACCGUCGCAUAUAGAACGUGCUGCACCCCCCCUCCUCCCAAGAACUUUGUUACUGAACAUUACCUAACAAUAAUGAAACAAAACGCCCCACUCAUCUGCAACUAUGGAUUACAAUUGUAUUACAAUUAUGCGGCACUGACAAGAACUAUCUUCCAAACGAAGUAAAAUACAGAGAAAAAAAAUAGACCGGAAACUCGACGAGAAGAACGGAACGCGUUUACAUCAUAUUUGUAGCGAGAACUGUCAAUAGUACGUAUUUCAAAAGACCGACAAGUAUUGUAAUAAAACAACAAUGACGUCAGCGACAUGAACUGUGCCAUGUGCACGUAAAUUAUUUUAUUUGAUGCAGUAGAUCUGUUUUAAUAUUCUACUUGUAACCAUAAUGGUGUAGUCGAUUAUUUUAUUUCACCUAUUUUAGCCGUAGUUUUAAAUGAUAGUUGUUUAUAAAGAGCCAUAAGUUUAAAUAUCAUGUGCUAUAUUUUAGAUUUCAGAAAGAGAAUCAAAUAUCGGACUUUGAAUUGUUUAUAUGUCUAUAUUUUUGCAUAUUUGGUGAAGUAUAUAUUUUUUUGAAAUGUUUUAGUUUGUAAAAUUAUGUUAAGUUGGCUGUGUCUUAUAAUUAUUCUGAAAAUAAUUUGCUUUCUAUGUUUACCCGCGAGAGAUUCGACUUAUAAAAAGUUGAACAAAAAAGAAUAUAUGUGUCAAUUUAUUUUAUGUACUUAAGAAAAGUUGCAUUGUUCGUUUAAAACAUCCGCUUUGUGUGCUUAAUUGAUAUAUAUUUUGUUUUGCUUUUAUCAGUAUUUGUUCAUAAUUAUACACGAGAGAUUUUUUUGAAUAAAUAAAUUUGUAAAACUGA